AUGGCUUAUUCGUUGUCUUCGAUCGAUUCUCGUAUUAAUGGUAUUCGGAACACCGCUGAAGUUGGUGUAGGUGGCAUAGAGAAUUAUGCCAAAAAAAGAGCACACCGGGAACCCGUGGAUGAAUAUGAAGAAGCGUUGGUACAUCAAUCUGAAAGUCUUGAGAACGAUGUUCAUAAUCAAGUGGAUGAUAUAAAACAAUACGUACUGACUAGACAGCCUCGAACAAAUGAUACGGACUAUGAACGUAAAAGAAGAGAAUUUAUACAAUUCACAAAACAUGCCACAGAGGGAAUGACAGGAUUAAAAGGCACUUUCAGUCGGCUCUUCUCCAAAAUCAAGGACGUAGUCAAGAGAAUCGCACGUUGGAUUCGUGAUAAUUUGCCAAACAUCGUUCGCACUAUUGGAGUCAUUUUUAAAGAUGUAGUGUUUCCUAUUUUGGGUCAUUUCACAGGUCACACAUAUGGACAGAUACCUCACUGA
This is a messenger RNA of Rotaria socialis, 480 nucleotides long. Lineage: Eukaryota; Metazoa; Rotifera; Eurotatoria; Philodinida; Philodinidae. The record is from the annotation of a GenBank genome assembly.